This is a messenger RNA of Ceratosolen solmsi marchali, 1227 nucleotides long. Its product is annotated as DNA polymerase delta subunit 3. NCBI's taxonomy places the organism in Eukaryota, Metazoa, Arthropoda, Insecta, Hymenoptera, Agaonidae. Gene Ontology annotation, molecular function: DNA-directed DNA polymerase activity. Gene Ontology annotation, cellular component: delta DNA polymerase complex; nucleus. Bases 1 to 1227 code for a protein of 408 amino acids. The record is from RefSeq and is a predicted model, not a curated record. The transcript is spliced from 2 exons. Gene Ontology annotation, biological process: DNA synthesis involved in UV-damage excision repair; nucleotide-excision repair, DNA gap filling; DNA strand elongation involved in DNA replication.
AUGUCUUUAAUCAAUUAUGAAAAUACUUUAAAAUCUUAUAUCCAAGAUGAUAAUAAAUUGGUAACUUAUAAAUGGUUAAGUAAAGAAUUAAAAAUACAUGUUAAUAUAGCAAAAAAUAUCUUAAAACAAUACUGGGAAAAAUAUAGAAAUGAUAAAAAUAUUAUUGCUACUUUUUUAUUAGUAGGGCCAUUGCAUGAUAGGUCAAUUCAUGUAGCAAUAGUUAAGGAUUCAAAUUUAAAUAAUACAAAACAAAAAUUUAUAUAUGUUGACUGUGAACAUUUAUAUAGCUUACAAAAGUCUUUGAAUGAUAUAGAAUUAUUAACUUUAACAGAUGAAGGCGAUUUUCAUUACAGUGCCAUUAAAUAUAAUUCUAACAUUUUAAAAAAUAAUGAAAUUCAUAGUUUCUAUCAUACUGGAAUUAGUAGAAACAAAAAACAUGUGUCAAAUGAAUUUAACUCAUCGUAUUCUUCAUUUAAAAAUGUAAUAAAAAAUGAAACUAUCAAAAAAGAAAUAUUUGAAGAAAUGAAUGGUGAUUUAAUUAAUAAUUUAACGUCAUUGGAAUAUUAUAAAAAGACGAAAAUACCAAUUCAGUUGAGCAAACCGGGAUCCAAUGCUUUUUCAGAAAAUAAAUCACAAAUAUCAAAUAUAGUACAAGAUUCUAGCAAUAAUGAAUGGAAAAAUUCUGAACACGCCUUUAGUAUGGAAUUACAUGUAUCUAAAAAAGCGGAUUUAAAAUUAUAUGUAAAAAAUGACAAUGUAAUUCAAAAAGAAAAAGACAAUAUAAAUCUACAGUUUGAAAAGAAUAUAAGCAAUACUUCAAAAAAUAAAUUUGUAAAUGAUCAGUUUAAUUCUAAAAAUUGUAUUAAAAAAAAUGAACCACCAAAACGAAAGAGAAUUAUUAUAGAUUCUAGCGAAGAUGAAUUUAGUAACAAUGAUGAUAAAGAAGAAAAUGAACAAGUAGAACAAGUACUUAAAGUUAGAAAUAAAUCUCCAAUAAUUCAAUCCAAAAUACUACAAGAUAACAAACAUAUAACAAAAAAGAUAAUUGAUAAAACUUUUAAAGAUGAAGAUGGUUAUCUUAUUACAAAAAGAGUCCAUAUUUAUGAAGAUUCAAAUGAUAAUGAUAAAUAUAUUAAAAAUAAAAAAGAAGAAUUUCAUAAGUCAAAAUCUGUAGAAGUAAAAGCAAAAAAACAAACAACCCUAAAGUAUUUCUUUAAAAAGUCUUGA